Molecule: messenger RNA, 459 nt
Organism: Diaporthe amygdali
Lineage: Eukaryota; Fungi; Ascomycota; Sordariomycetes; Diaporthales; Diaporthaceae
Exons: 2
Coding region: 1-459 (152 amino acids)
Source: RefSeq, a predicted model, not a curated record
AUGCAGACAUAUCCACUUCACAAGCUUGAAGCACCAGAUCGUGUCGAGACUAGAAGAAUAAGUGAGCUGUUCGGUAUUAAGAUGAACAUCUCUGUGGAUCCAGAAGUCCUGGAAGGGGCUCGUGCUUUGUGCAUGCUUCGUGUAGACACUCGCCAGCAAGAUGUGGACUUGGGCGACGACACUGAGGAUGACUGCGUGAUCACCGAGGUUCGUCCCGUUGUACCACCCCAGGAAGCCGAGCAAAGUCGACCCAUUUGGACGGACGCACCCGUGCUCGAGACUCGGCCCCCCUACAGCUUCAAGUCACUUGUCAUCCAAGCCUUCCUUGAUGCCCCGGAAGAGCAGACGGGUAUGCAUACAUUCCAACUGGCUGAUAAAAUCAUCGCGGCCAAUGCUCGCGAGAAGGCAAUUCGACAAGCGUGGAAGAUUAACAAGCGGACUUCUAAACGCUUUCCGUAG